Blepharisma stoltei is the source of this 1696-nucleotide messenger RNA. The record is from the annotation of a GenBank genome assembly. NCBI's taxonomy places the organism in Eukaryota, Ciliophora, Heterotrichea, Heterotrichida, Blepharismidae.
AUGAGAUCAAAAUCCUUAGACUUCAGAGCCCAUCAGCCACGGCUUUAUAAUCAAGAACUUAUCAUGAAAAUUCAAGCUGAUCGGCAAGUGUCUCCUUUAAAAGAACAAAAAGACUCUCAAGAAGAAUUUCAGCAGACCGAAAGGCAUAUUCUGAAUAAACUUAUUAUAGCUGAUAAUUUUUCGCAGCAAAUACCGAAAUCUGCAAACUGGGAAAUCGCGAAUUUUUAUAGUCACUCGUCUGAAGGACUUUCUGAGGUCAGGGGAAAUUUUCGACCUUUUGAAAUUCAGCCUAAUAAUUUUGGAAUUCCGAUACGUACAGGCAUUCAUUAAUUUAAGGGUUUAAAUUCUCUGUUUAACAUCCACUAGUACAUCACCUGCACGAGCUUCUGUACCUGCUUCGGGGUUUCCCACUCCUCCGAAUUCGUCGUGUACCUCAUCGGUAUCAACUGCAUGGCUUCUAAGCUUCGGGAGUUCAGAUUUCCACAGUUUCCUUUCCAGAUUUUCUGACAUCGACAUAGGUUGCCGGCACAGAAAUUCCAAAAAAUUUAGUUUUAUGCUUUUUUAUAUGAAUUUUACUGAAAAAAUAAGAAUUUUGCAGUAUGAAAAGGACUUUCAAUAAUUUCGUAUUUAUUAGAGAUAGAAUAAGAUCAAAACCAACAAUUUCGCUUAAAAGCAUUGCCUGUGAAAUAAAUUUGACUUUUAGACUUAUCGGCGACUCCGCAUUUUUUAUCAUAACAAGAGGAAGCGGUGUCAAAGAUCCCGACGCCAUGAUUUGCAAAUUUAAAAAAGAUUCCGACUCCCAAAGAGUCUUCGUCAUAUUUGGUGCAAAUAUUGGCCCUGGAAAUGAAUUUAUCCUUUUUUCUCUAAAUUUUUACUUCCUAUCUCCUAAAUUCCUAAUUUUCCCCUAUUAUUUCUCAAUCAAUAAAUUUUUUAAAAAACAAGAAAUCCCUGAGCUCGAAGAAAUAAACGAAAUCCAAGAUUACGUUGACAUCAAAGUGGAUUUGAUUGCGGGGCACAAUUUUUUUCUUUUGGCAGGAAAUUUGAUCGAUUUUUUAUUAUUUUUACCAAAUAAAUAAUUAUCUACUAAAAAGAAUACUAAAUCCCCCCCCCUCCGUGAGUGAACAAAAAAAUUUUGUUCACUCACGGAGGGGGGUUAAUUUUUUUUUUUUUAAAAAAUUUAUAUAUAAAUUUAUAAAAAAUUUUUUUUUCGAAAUUUAAAAAAAUCCUAAUUCGCAAAAAUUUGGAAAUCAAAAAUUAAUUUAAUUUAUAAAAUUUAUGUUUUAAAAAGCAAUUCGUUCAAAAUUAAACAGAAUUAGCUCUAGAUUUCAUUAUACUAAUUAUCAUUUAUAUAUCAAAUUUUUUUUCCAUAAAAAAUUUUUGUUCACUCACGGAGGGUGGGUUUUUGGGCAAAAAAUGGCGAUUUUUCUAAUGGUUUUGUUCACUCACGGAGGGGGGGGGAGUAAGCCAUUUGAUUGACAAUGGCGACGAUAAAGUAUUUAUUACUGCAGUUACCACAAACAAAAGAUGCAUGAAUUCUUGUUGUAAUAAAUUUAUACCUUGUUUUAGGGACACACAUAUUAUGUUGGCUGGAAAUGGAGAUGGGGUGUUGCUGAAAAAUGUAGCUGUGAAGCAGGUGGAAAGGGUUGAAAGCAACCAUCAGCAGCCUGUGCAUCAUGAAUGCUGUGAGAUAUUUUAA